This is a messenger RNA of Agrilus planipennis (emerald ash borer), 1526 nucleotides long. RefSeq names its product meiotic recombination protein DMC1/LIM15 homolog. Bases 205 to 1260 code for a protein of 351 amino acids. NCBI's taxonomy places the organism in Eukaryota, Metazoa, Arthropoda, Insecta, Coleoptera, Buprestidae. Gene Ontology annotation, cellular component: nucleus; condensed nuclear chromosome. The record is from RefSeq and is a predicted model, not a curated record. Gene Ontology annotation, molecular function: single-stranded DNA binding; DNA strand exchange activity; ATP-dependent DNA damage sensor activity. The transcript has 4 exons. Gene Ontology annotation, biological process: DNA strand invasion; mitotic recombination; reciprocal meiotic recombination.
UUUAUCUAUGGUCAAAGUCAAAAUCAUUAUCUAUGGUCAAAAUCUUUAGAUAAGAGAUUAGUGUAUAGUGUAUCGUAAGUAUAUAUCUCCAAUCACACGACUAAAUGAAGUGACCUGCGGUCCUACGCAACAAUGUUGCAAGUUUCUUGAAGACUACGCUUUUCGAGUUAAAACUGUAAUAAUAAUAUAGUUGGAAACCUUUUCAUGGCAGCGAGAAUGAUGGAUAUUAAUGAAACAGAGAAGCCACUUAGCGACACAACGGAAGAUACGAAUGCAGAUAUUGAAGAAGAAGAAAUCUGUUUUCAGGACAUUGUUCUUCUCGAAGAACAUGGAAUUUCUAUUCAAGACAUAAGAAAGCUACAAGCUGCGGGCAUAAAUACUAUUAAAGGUGCCCAAAUGACUAUUACAAAGAAACUCUGCGAAAUAAUCGGUUCGAAUGACGAAAAAGUGGCAAAAAUAAAAGAAGCUUGCACAAAGAUCUCAUUGCCAAACUGUUUUAUAACAGCAUCAGAAUUUUCAGAUCAACGAAAACAUUUAUUUAAAUUAAGUACCGGAAGUAAUGCGUUGGAUAAAUUAUUAGGUGGUGGUGUCGAAUCGAUGUCCAUAACGGAAGUAUUUGGGGAAUUUAGAGCCGGAAAAACUCAACUUUCGCAUACUUUAUGUGUCACUGCGCAAAUGCCAGGUUCAAAUGGAUAUUUGGGCGGAAAAGUGAUUUUUAUCGAUACAGAACACACCUUUCGCCCGGAAAGGCUUCGAACAAUUGCGGACCGUUUUAAUUUGGACCCGCUUGUAGUUCAAGACAACAUCCUCUACGCACGCGCCUAUAAUUCAGAGCACCAGUUCGAACUUUUGAAUAACGUAGCGGCAAAGUUCCACGAAGAAGCGGGAGUUUUUAAACUUCUCAUUAUCGAUUCGAUCAUGGCCCUGUUUCGAGUCGAUUAUUCAGGCAGGGGAGAAAUAGCAGACAGACAACAGAAACUGGGACAAAUGUUGUCUCGUUUGCAGAAAAUUAGUGAGGAAUAUAACGUGGCUGUUUUUAUCACAAAUCAGAUAACGACAGAUCUGACGACAACACAACAAGACGUGGUGUUGAAACCGAUCGGUGGAAAUAUUUUGGCUCACGCAUCCACAACAAGAGUUGCGUUCCUGAAAGCCGAAGGCGAAAAGAGAAUCGCAAAAUUAUACGACAGUCCCGAUUUGGCCGAAAACCAGGUCAUGUUUUCUAUCACUUCCGGUGGAAUUGCCGAUGUUAACGACUAGGAAGAGAAAAGAACAAAAUCUUGUGCCCUUUUGAUUAUUUUAUCAUAGUUGUAAGUUGAUUUAAAUAGAAAUAGUUUUUUCGCCUACAAAGUUAACGUACUUAUUACAAAAGUGUAAUUAAAAGUACUUGAGUUGCGGUGCGCUGCUGCCUUGGCCCUCGUUACGAUCUGCAUUCAAGUACCAUUUUCAAGCAGCAGACCGCAAAGCACGUAGCCCUAUAUGUUCUCAGAUUGUAAUUGAUAACAUUUCAAAAAAAAUAUAUAAAA